AUGGCUCUCGAGGGACUCAGGGCCUGGAAGAGAAUUUUCUGGCGGCAGAUCCUACUUGCACUUGGCCUCUUAGGCCUGUUCCUGUGUGGCCUCCCUAAAUUCAGACAUCUGGAAACCUUCAUCCCCAUGGGUGUCUGUCCUUCAGCCACAGUGUCGCUGCUGAGAGACAACUUCACAGGUGCUCUGCGUCCCUGGGCCCGGCCUGAAGUUCUGACCUGCACCCCCUGGGGGGCUCCCAUUAUUUGGGAUGGCACUUUCGACCCAGAUGUGGCCCAGCAAGAGGCUAGUCAGCAGAACCUCACCAUUGGGCUGACUGUCUUUGCUGUAGGCAGGUACCUGGAGAAGUACCUUGAGCGCUUCCUGGAGACUGCGGAGCAGCACUUCAUGGUGGGCCAGCGCGUGGUGUACUACGUGUUCACCGAGCGGCCAGGCGCGGUGCCGCGCGUGGCGCUGGGCCCAGACCGGCGGCUGCGCGUGGAGCGCGUGGCGCGCGAGCGGCGCUGGCAGGACGUGUCGAUGGCGCGCAUGCGCACGCUGCACGCCGCGCUGGGCGGGUGGCUGGGCCGCGAGGCGCACUUCGUGUUCUGCAUGGACGUAGACCAGCACUUCAGCGGCGCGUUCGGGCCCGAGGCGCUGGCCGAGUCGGUGGCGCAGCUGCACUCCUGGCACUACCACUGGCCGCGGUGGCUACUGCCCUUCGAGCGCGACGCGCGCUCGGCCGCCGCGCUGUCGCGGGGCGAGGGCGACUUCUACUACCACGCGGCGGUGUUCGGGGGCAGCGUGGCGGCGCUGCGCGGGCUGACGGCGCACUGUGCGCUGGGCCUGGCGUGGGACCGCGCGCGGGGUCUGGAGGCGCGCUGGCACGACGAGAGCCACCUCAACAAGUUCUUCUGGCUGCACAAGCCCGCCAAGGUGCUGUCGCCCGAGUUCUGCUGGAGCCCCGACAUUGGCCCUCGGGCCGAGAUCCGCCGCCCGCGCCUGCUCUGGGCACCCAAGGAAUACCGGCUGCUGCGGAACUAG
Molecule: messenger RNA, 1020 nt
Organism: Saimiri boliviensis boliviensis (Bolivian squirrel monkey)
Lineage: Eukaryota; Metazoa; Chordata; Mammalia; Primates; Cebidae
Gene: A3GALT2
Product: alpha 1,3-galactosyltransferase 2
Biological process (GO): carbohydrate metabolic process
Cellular component (GO): membrane; vesicle; Golgi apparatus
Molecular function (GO): hexosyltransferase activity
Source: RefSeq, a predicted model, not a curated record